AUGGCAGGCCUCCUCCGCCCCCAGACGCUGGGCCGCUCCCCACGCCGCCUUCUCGACGCCGCCACUUUGUCACAGGUUCUCGCACGACGACCGCAAUCUCUCCCUCGACCCCUCUACGCAUAUGCGAGGAGCAGAACGUACGCGACGGGCCCCAGCGGGUCCAAGGAACCACAGAAGGAUGACAAGACCUCGUCAUCGCCCAAAGGAAUGGAGCAUUUGUACUCGCAGAGCUCGCCCAUGUCUUCGGGUCCUUCACCACCGGGAAAAAAGCCAGAUGGUGAAGAAGAUGCUCCUCUUCCAGGCCGCACCAAGAUUACGGCCCGCGAGGCAAAGGCGCUGGACGACACUUUAAAUCUGGUUAAGAAGGGCAUGCCCGCUUCCAUGGCCGCAGAUAUUGACAAGGCCAUUGAACGGAUAAAGAAAGAGGGCAUGCCGGUGGAGCUGCGGGAGACGAUUGAAGAAGUCGGGAGGGAGGGUCUAUCGCCGGCCCGUGCCUCGAAGCUGUGGCGGUUGACGACCACCAUUGCACGACAGACGGUGGAGAAGGAGUGGAGUGAGAAGACGGACGGCAAGCCGCAGCAAAAGACUGCCGACGACCCGGGCCCGGCGGGCGCCAAGCAGGGCAAGGAGAAGAGUGGCAACAAGAAGAAGAUGCCCGAGAUGGAMGGCGUUGCCAUCAAGAUCGACUUGCAGACCGUUCUCCUCUCCACCUUUGCCACCUUCAUGCUCUACCGUUUUUUCGCUCCCAGUGAUAACAGCCGGGAGAUUACAUGGCAGGAGUUCCGCAACACCUUCUUCGACAAGGGUCUGGUGGAGAAGCUGGUGGUUGUGAACGGCAAUCGCGUGCGUGUCCACCUUCACCGCGAGAGUGUCGCUUCAAUGUACCCCGAGUCACCUGCGGCACAGCCCAACUUCCACUACUACUUCAGCAUUGGAUCUGUGGAGGCCUUUGAAAGGAGGGUGGAUGAGGCACAGGCGGAGUUGGGCAUUCCUCAAACGGAGAGGAUACCCGUCUCCUACCAUGAGGAAGGCAGCUGGGCGAACACCCUCUUCGCCUUUGGCCCCACAUUACUCUUCAUCGGAGCCAUCAUGUACAUGUCGAAGCGAGCGGCGAGCGGCGGCGGUGGAGGUGGCAGUGGAAUUUUCGGCAUGGGCAAGAGCCGAGCGAAGAAGUUCAACCACGAGACCGACAUCAAAGUCAAGUUUUCCGACGUUGCGGGGAUGGACGAGGCUAAAUUGGAGAUUAUGGAGUUUGUGAGCUUCUUGAAGACACCCGAUGUCUAUCAAAAGUUGGGCGCAAAGAUCCCUCGUGGCGCCAUUCUGUCUGGCCCUCCCGGAACUGGUAAAACCCUCUUGGCCAAGGCCACUGCAGGAGAGAGUGGCGUGCCUUUUUUCUCCGUCUCGGGAUCGGAAUUCGUGGAGAUGUUUGUCGGUGUUGGUCCCAGUCGUGUACGUGAUCUCUUCGCCAACGCACGGAAGAACACACCUUGUAUCAUCUUCAUUGAUGAGAUCGACGCGAUUGGAAAAGCUCGUUCCAAGUCCAACUUUGGCGGUGGCAACGAUGAGCGUGAGAGCACCCUCAAUCAGAUCCUCACCGAAAUGGACGGUUUCAACACAUCAGAGCAGGUCGUCGUACUGGCAGGUACCAACCGAGCAGACGUCCUCGACAAAGCUUUGAUGCGUCCUGGACGAUUCGACCGACACAUCAGCAUUGACCCACCCACCAUGGACGGACGAAAGCAAAUUUUCGGCGUUCAUCUCAAGAACAUUGUCACCAAUGAGGAUGUCGAGUACUUGAAGGGUCGUCUCUCAGCCCUCACUCCGGGAUUCUCCGGUGCAGACAUUGCCAACUGUGUAAACGAGGCCGCUCUCAUCGGCGCACGAGCCAAGGCGGAAUCCGUCACCAUGGCUCACUUUGAGCAAGCCAUUGAGCGUGUCAUUGGUGGACUUGAAAAGAAGAGCAUGGUACUCAGUCCCAAAGACAAGAAGACAGUCGCCUACCACGAAGCCGGGCACGCCAUCUGUGGAUGGUACUUCCAAUACGCGGAUCCUUUGUUGAAGGUCAGCAUCAUUCCCCGUGGAUCUGGCGCCCUCGGCUACGCACAGUACCUUCCUGGAGGCGGCAACGAUGAAGUGUUGAUGAACGUCAAGCAAUUGAUGGAUCGUAUGGCCAUGACUCUGGGAGGACGUGUCAGUGAAGAAUUGCACUUUGACACGGUCACAUCUGGAGCCAGUGAUGAUUUCAAAAAGGUGACGAGGAUGGCAAACGCCAUGGUGACCAAAUGGGGCAUGUCGAAUCUGGGUUACAUCUACUACCCCGAUUCCGGCGAGUCAUCGGAAGCGCAGUUCCAGAAACCCUUUGCCGAGAGCACGGCAAUGGCUAUUGAUGCCGAGGUCAAGACGAUUGUCAAUGAAGCGUACAAGCAAUGUCGAACGCUGCUCGAGGAGAAGAAGAAGGAGGUCGGGAUGGUCGCCGAGGAGUUGUUGAAAUUGGAGGUACUUUCCCGUGAUGACAUGGUUCGACUACUUGGACCCCGACCUUUUGCCGAUGCAGGAGAGUUCUCCAAGUACUUUGGUGGAAGUGGUGAGGCGGGAGGGAUUGUUCCCCCGACGCCUGGCGCAACGACUGGAGAGCCUGGUAAGGGAGAGGCUCCUAGUGGGGAUUUGCCUCCAGAGUUGGGUGGUGGACCGGGGCAGGCUGCUCCUACCAUGUUCAAGAGGCAGUGA
Messenger RNA from Ramularia collo-cygni, 2727 nucleotides. Its product is annotated as probable AAA+-type ATPase containing the peptidase M41 domain. Gene Ontology annotation, biological process: protein-containing complex assembly; mitochondrial protein processing. Lineage: Eukaryota; Fungi; Ascomycota; Dothideomycetes; Mycosphaerellales; Mycosphaerellaceae. The record is from RefSeq and is a predicted model, not a curated record. The coding region runs from base 1 to 2727 and encodes 908 amino acids. Gene Ontology annotation, molecular function: ATP binding; metalloendopeptidase activity; zinc ion binding. Gene Ontology annotation, cellular component: m-AAA complex; membrane. The transcript has a single exon.